AUGGAGAGCAUAGAGAAACAGGAUGGAAAUGGAAUAGCCGAGAGAUGGAGGCUUCUGAGCGGCGAAAAUAACUGGGAGGGUUUAUUGAACCCUCUAGACAUCGAUCUACGACGAUACAUAAUCCACUAUGGAGAAUUGGCCGAAGCAACUGUUGAUACCUUUAAUUGUGAGAAGGUAUCAAAGAAUGCUGGAAGCAGCCGAUACGCAAAAAAAGAUCUAUUCUCUAAGGUGGGUCUGGAGAAUGGCAAUCCAUUUAAGUAUAGUGUGACCAAGUAUUUCUAUGCAACUUCAUCACUUCCUGUCCCUGAUGCAUUUAUCUUUAAGUGUUUAUCGCGGGAGGCAUGGAACAAGGAAUCAAAUUGGAUGGGGUACGUUGCUGUGGCAACUGAUGAAGGCAAGGCUGCAUUGGGGAGGAGAGAUAUUGUGAUUGCUUGGAGAGGAUCAAUUCAGACAUUGGAAUGGGUUGAUGACUUUGAAUUUGUACUAGUCUCGGCUCCGAAAAUUUUCGGAGAGAACAGUGAUCCUAAGGUGCAUCUAGGUUGGUAUUCCGUCUACACUUCAGAUGAUCCCAGAUCACCAUUCAACACGACCAGUGCCAGAGAACAGGUUCUUGGAGAGGUAAAGAGGCUGGUGGAACAAUACAAGGAUGAGGAAAUCAGCAUAACUGUUACCGGCCACAGCUUAGGAGCAGCGAUUGCGACGCUAAAUGCAGUUGACAUUGUUGUGAACGGCAUUAACAGCCCCGGUGACCAGCCGAACAAGGCUUUUCCUGUCACAGUCUUUGCAAUUGCCAGCCCUCGUGUCGGAGACUCGAAAUUCAAGAUAGCUUUCUCUGGACUACAAAAUCUUAGAGUCUUGCGAGUCCGCAAUACCCUAGAUAUUGUUCCAAACUACCCUUUCAUCUGCUACUCGGACGUUGGAGAAGAAUUGGCUAUUGACACUACUGAGUCACCGUACCUGAAGAAUCCCGGAAAUCUGGCAAAUUGGCAUGACUUGGAGGCUUACUUGCAUGGAGUUGCAGGAACUCAAGGGACUAAAGGAGGAUUCAAAUUGGCAGUGAAUCGCAGUAUUGCACUUGUUAACAAACGUAUAGAUGCUGUCAAGAACGAAUACGGCGUGCCCGCUUCGUGGUGGUGUGAGAAGAACAAGGGUAUGGUUCAACAGGAUGAUGGAACUUGGGAAUUGAUGGAUCGUGAGGAGGAUGAUGAGUUUGCCCCAUGA
Molecule: messenger RNA, 1221 nt
Organism: Ilex paraguariensis (yerba mate)
Lineage: Eukaryota; Viridiplantae; Streptophyta; Magnoliopsida; Aquifoliales; Aquifoliaceae
Source: the annotation of a GenBank genome assembly